Dunckerocampus dactyliophorus (ringed pipefish) is the source of this 6848-nucleotide messenger RNA. It is a transcript of the gene ephb2b, whose product is annotated as eph receptor B2b. Gene Ontology annotation, cellular component: neuron projection; plasma membrane. Lineage: Eukaryota; Metazoa; Chordata; Actinopteri; Syngnathiformes; Syngnathidae. The transcript is spliced from 16 exons. Gene Ontology annotation, biological process: axon guidance; cell surface receptor protein tyrosine kinase signaling pathway; protein phosphorylation. The record is from RefSeq and is a predicted model, not a curated record. Gene Ontology annotation, molecular function: transmembrane-ephrin receptor activity; protein binding; ATP binding. Bases 99 to 3071 code for a protein of 990 amino acids.
GCUGGAGGUGAAGGACCGCCUGUACCCUCUCCACGUCGGCUGUCAAUGGCUUUCUGGACCUAUUUUAUUUAAAUGUCUGGGCCUUUUUUGCGUGACCAAUGAUGGAUAUUCUAUGGAUAUUAUGGACCCUACCGGCUGUAAUAGCUGUUGAAGAGAUGCUGAUGGACUCCACCACAGCUACAGCAGAGCUCGGCUGGACCGUCUAUCCGGUGUCAGGAUCCAGUGACAACAGCUGGGAGGAGGUGAGCGGUUACGAUGAAAACAUGAACACCAUCCGGACCUACCAGGUCUGCAACGUUUUCGACAACAACCAGAACAACUGGGUGAGAACGAAGUACAUCCGGCGUCGAGGUGCACAGAGAAUCCAUGUGGAGAUGAAGUUCUCUGUGAGGGACUGCAGUAGCAUCCCCAAUGUUCCCGGCUCCUGCAAAGAGACAUUCAACCUCUACUACUACGAGUCAGACGCGGACACGGCCACCAGAACCUCGCCAGCCUGGAUGGAGAACCCCUGGAUUAAGGUGGACACCAUAGCAGCAGAUGAGAGCUUCUCCCAGGUGGACCUCGGGGGCAGGGUGAUGAAGAUCAACACAGAGGUCCGCAGCUUCGGCCCUGUGUCGCGAAACGGCUUCUAUCUGGCGUUCCAGGACUACGGCGGCUGCAUGUCCCUCAUAGCUGUUCGCGUCUUCUACCGAAAGUGUGCUCGAAUCAUUACAAACGGGGCGCUGUUCCAGGAGACCCUGUCGGGGGCUGAGAGCACCUCGCUGGUGGCGGCACGAGGUGUUUGCAUUCCUAACGCGGAGGAGGUGGACGUGCCCAUCAAGCUCUACUGCAAUGGCGACGGGGAAUGGAUGGUGCCCAUCGGACGCUGCAUGUGCAAGGCCGGCAAUGAAGCGACGGAGAACGGCACAGUGUGUCGAGCUUGCCCGUCAGGCUUCUUCAAGCCGACCCAGGGAGACGAGUCCUGCACGCAGUGUCCCAUCAACAGCCGUACCACCAGCGAGGGUGCCAUUAACUGUGUGUGCCGCAACGGAUACUAUCGCACAGACUCAGAUCCCUUCCAGAUGCCCUGCACAACGGUCCCUUCCGCUCCACAGACCGUGAUCUCCAGCGUGAACGAGACCUCGGUCAUGCUGGAGUGGAUGGCUCCUCGGGAUUCCGGGGGCCGCGAGGACGUGGUCUUCAACAUCAUCUGCAAGAGUUGCGGCGGCGGGCGGGGCGGCUGCACCCGCUGCGGGGACAACGUUCAGUUCCUGCCUCGCCAGCUGGGCCUGACGGAGCCACGGGUGUACAUCAGUGACCUGCUGGCCCACACGCAGUACACGUUUGAGGUGCAGGCUGUCAACGGGGUGUCGGAUCAGAGCCCUUACUCCCCUCAGUACGCCUCAGUCAACAUCACCACCAACCAGGCUGCGCCGUCCACUGUGUCCAUCAUGCACCAAGUGAGCCGCACUGUGGACAGCAUCACUCUCUCCUGGUCCCAGCCAGACCAGCCUAAUGGAGUCAUCCUGGACUAUGAGCUGCAGUUUUAUGAGAAGGACCAGUCGGAGCAUAACGCCACCACCAUCAGGAGCCAGACCAACACAGUGGUCAUCCGAGGCCUCAAAUCGGGGAGCAUCUACGUUUUCCAGGUCCGAGCCCGCACCGUGGCCGGCUUUGGACGCUACAGCGGCAAACUGUACUUCCAGACCAUGACCGAAGCUGAAUACAACACCAGCAUUCGGGAGAAACUGCCCCUCAUUAUCGGCUCCGCGGCUGCCGGCCUGGUCUUCCUCAUUGCCGUGGUUGUCAUCAUCAUCGUGUGUAAUCGGAGGCGUGGCUUCGACAGGGCUGAUUCCGAGUACACAGACAAGCUGCAGCACUACACCAGCGGCCACAUGACUCCAGGAAUGAAGAUCUAUAUCGAUCCGUUCACGUAUGAGGACCCCAACGAGGCGGUGAGGGAGUUCGCCAAGGAGAUUGAUAUAUCCUGCGUGAAGAUUGAGCAGGUCAUCGGUGCAGGAGAGUUUGGCGAGGUGUGCAGCGGCAACCUGAAGCUUCCCGGGAAGAGGGAGAUGUUUGUGGCGAUCAAGACCCUGAAGACGGGCUACACGGAGAAGCAGAGGCGGGACUUCCUCAGUGAGGCCAGCAUCAUGGGCCAGUUUGACCAUCCCAACGUCAUCCGCCUGGAGGGCGUGGUCACCAAGAGCAGCCCCGUCAUGAUUGUCACAGAGUUCAUGGAAAAUGGAUCUCUGGACUCCUUCCUCAGGCAAAACGACGGUCAGUUCACCGUGAUCCAGCUGGUGGGAAUGCUGCGGGGCAUCGCUUCGGGCAUGAAGUACCUGGCCGACAUGAACUACGUACACCGUGACCUCGCCGCCCGCAACAUCUUGGUCAACAGCAACCUCGUGUGCAAGGUGUCCGACUUUGGCCUCUCACGUUUCCUGGAGGACGAUACGUCGGACCCCACCUACACCAGUGCCCUGGGCGGGAAGAUUCCGAUCCGAUGGACCGCACCCGAAGCCAUCCAGUACAGAAAGUUCACCUCUGCGAGCGAUGUGUGGAGCUACGGCAUCGUCAUGUGGGAAGUCAUGUCCUACGGAGAGAGGCCUUAUUGGGACAUGACCAAUCAAGACGUCAUCAAUGCCAUUGAGCAGGACUACCGGCUGCCGCCCCCUAUGGACUGUCCCAGCGCUCUGCACCAGCUCAUGUUGGACUGCUGGCAGAAGGACCGCAACAACCGGCCCAAGUUCAGCCAGAUCGUCAGCAACCUUGACAAGAUGAUACGCAAUCCCAACACCUUGAAGGCCAUGACCCCAUUAUCCUCAGGUGUGCAUCUGCCUCUGCUGGACCGCAGCAUCCCAGACUUUUCUAGCUUCAGCACGGUGGACGAGUGGCUGGACGCCAUCAAAAUGGGCCAAUACAAAGACAGCUUUGCCAACUCCGACUUCACGACUUUUGAUGUUGUGUCCCAGAUGACCAUGGACGACAUCCUGAGGGUGGGCGUGACGUUAGCGGGCCAUCAGAAAAAGAUCCUCAACAGUGUCCAGAUGAUGCGGGCCCAGAUGAACCAGAUCCAGUCCGUGGAGGUCUGACCUUCCCGAGCAGAGCAGCGGUCCGGGAGGCGGUCGGGAUGCAGGCCUGGCGGGCACCGAGGACGGAGUGGAUGCUUGUCGGUGUGACGUUCCCCUCCACACUUUCCCCCCUCUGCUUGUCCCCUCACCCCUCCACUCUCCCAGACUGCACCCCCACCCACCCUCCAUCCUCGGGGGGUUGGCCUUCUUCUGACAGCCAAAAGCACGGGAGCCCAAACGAGUGACCAGCAACACUUUUCUCUUCAUCUUCCACCACUUUUCAUUGAUACUUUGGUUUGUUCUCAUCAUUUUGUAAAGAAUUUUGUAAGGAAACACAGACAAACUGAGAAGAGGCAAGGUGUUUAUCUACAUUUAAAGACAAUAUGAGGUUGUAAACUAGAUGAACUGCGUAGGAAAGCUACCCUUUAAAAGGGCAACAUUAAAGAAAACAAGGAUGCGACUUUCUGGUGUGGAUCCUGGCGUCGUUCCCUUUGGACUUUCAGAGGAAGACCAGCAGAGAACAUACCAACCAUGAAAUGGAUCCUUCGGCACAGACUGAUGUCAGGAGAAAUUUCAUCGGAAUCUCAAGAACGAAAAAAUAAAUCUCCUUCAUUUUCAGUAUUGUGUGAAAUGUGUUGAAAAUUCCCAGGAUAGACAACAUUGUUUUUACCUCGCCCCCUAGUGGACAUAUCAAGACUAAACAGAGCUGUGUCGGGUGGCCCUUUUUGUGUACAUGUUGCACAGCAUGUGCACGAAGCUCCUGGCGUCGUGCUCGUGUGUUUGCAACGCAUGCUGGGUACCCCAGCCAACAUGGCCGCUUCUUCAUCAUCUUCUUCCUCCAGUCACAUACUCACAAAUAGAUUUUACAAUCAGGUGGAUGCGAUGUGUUCUAUUUCUGCAGUUUCUGUAUGCAUAUUAUUGAAUUGUAACCAUUUCUUUUGGAGUUUUGUUGUGCAAAGAGUUGACUGUUUGACUCUGAAAACAAAACAAAACAAAAAAAAAGACGUUGGAUCUUCUAUCAGUGCUUUGAAUUGAUUUGCAAAGCUGCACAAUCAUGUAGAUAAACAGACCCGACCCUUUUCCUUGUGGACGAUAUACUUCUGUUGUUGUACCUAAUGGUGGGAAACAUGGCAUGGCGUGCAGUCCGGUACCGGUGGUCCGGCCUCCGUCUGUCAGCGCUUGGUUUUUAUCUCCUGCAGACUGGAGUGUGUUUCCUCAGGUGUUGUCACCAUAAGCUUCCAGACCUCAAUGACCCAUCCCUUGCACAUGCUGCAGCACAUGACAACACAACCCGAACCUUCCCACCCCCACCUUGGAAGCUUUCACAUAGCUGGAAUCUCGCAGAGGAGAACCAUGAGCUCAUCAGCGUAACAAGGAAGCCGUGACCCAAAUGGCGAUAAUGCCCGUCCGCUCGGUUCUUCAGCGUUAGUCCGUCUUUAUUUUCCAUCUGCUUCUUUGUUCACUGUUUACAGGCCAGCACGUCCGAGCCCUAGAGGGGGCGGUUCUGGUACCAUUUUAUCUGAAGGAUUACGUGUUUACUGCAUGAAGUAUUUAUGUAUUUUAUCAUUUACAACAACAACAAAGGAAAGCCGUGGUGGCAGUUGAAGCGGAGCAAUAAUCAAGAGAGAAGAUGCUGCACACAUUUUUGCCCACAAAAAGCUUUUGUACACUGUGAAAAACAACCCGUGUCCCAUUCAGACGAUUACAAAUGGAUUAAAAGCAAAUUACGAAGUCACUUGCUGCGCUUUCUUAAAUAUUUAUAUUUGAUACAGCAUGACAAUGAUUUUAGCACAUCCUUAAAUAUUCAGUCCAUACUGGAAUUGGAACUAGAAUGGUACUCAGGAGAGUGCAGAGGCCAAACAAUCCCAAUGUGGAUCAGCACAUUCAUAAGUACCAUAGUGUGCUCAUAAGAUUCAUGUAUUAGGAAAAAUAUACAUUUGUAAAUAUGUAUUAUUAUUAUGAUUUGGAACAAUCUCGCAAUAUUCCUGGAUUGUACUUGUGGUCCGUGUCCACACUUGCACAAAAUUGCAUCACCUUAAAUCAGAGGUGUCCAAAAUGCGGCCCGGGGGCCAUUUGCGGAUGAGAUUUUUAUCGGCCCGCAGCACAGUCUAAAAAUGUCAUUUAACAAGGAAACUUUAAAAAAAUAACAACAGCAACAAAAAUGGGAAAAUCAAUCAAAAGUCUAAAUAUUAAGAGGAGAGCUGUAAUCUAGCAAGGAAAUGUUCACAAGAAUAAAGUAAAGUAAUAGUAUCAGGAAAAAUGGCAUUUUAGUAGCCUGAAGUUGAAAUAUUAAAGAAACAAUUUUUUUUAAGACAAAAACAAUGAAUACAUUUGUAAUUUUUGAAAACUUAGGUUGGGGGAAAAUUUAUAACAUGGGAAUAAAGUGAAAAUAUUAGGACAAGAAAAUAUACAAGAAGAAAGUAGAAAUAUUUGGAAAAUUAUACAAAAAAAUCAACAGCAGAAAUUUGACCAGAGUAAAGUCAAAAUAUUAAGAGAAAAAAAUUGUUUUCUAACAAGAAAAAAGUUGCAAUUUUAUGAGAAUAAACUUGUAAAAUGAGGAACGUUACUAUUUGUUACUAUCGUAACAGUGUUGAAAUAAAGAAAAACACAUUAUUGUUUUAGAAGAUAUAAAGUUACAAUUACAAGAAGAAAAUUUACAAGAGGAAAGCUGAAAUGAAAAAAAACCCAGCAGAAAUGGAAAAAACAGCUGUAAUUUUACAGGAAUAAAGUAAAAAUAUUAAGAAAAAAAGACAUUUGCAAUUUCACAAGAAUAAACUUGUAUUAUUAUGGAAAAAACAUCAUUUUUAGUUGCACUUCACCUAUAUUACAAAGGUGAAAUGCAGUUUUUUCUUGAGCUACAUAUGUAGCUUCUUAGCAUAUCUCUAUGUGUUGGUUUAUAAAAUAUCAAAGUGGCCCUUGCAUUCUUUCAUUUUUCACUAUGUGGCCCUCGCUGGAAAAUGUUUGGACACCCCUGCCUUAAAUAGUUUUUAAAUAAUUUGAUUCACCAACAAACAUUCAGAUGAAAUUACAAAUAAAUGAGAGUGGAAGCCUCAUCAAAUGGAGCCCUAGGAAGGAGCCUUGAGGUACACCCGAUUUUGGUGCAGAUUGCAAUAGGGGUGCAGAUUCAAUAAUGUCUGUUUUUACAGUCUUGGCCUUCUAAUGGUUUUGGACAGGCCGGCAUAAGACAGUUGUUUUUAAUAUUUGCCAAGUGCCACUCGUGUUUCAAAAUGUUUUGAUAGUGCAUUCAGACCUAUUAAGUCUUAAUAGGUCUGACUUAAUUGAGCCUCUCUUUUAAAGCUGUUUUUGCCUUUUAUAAACAAUACAUUACUCUAUUUUGGCUAGUCUGCGCUGUACUGGGAAUCAUUUGGAAGCAGAUUCCAUGUGGCGUCCAUGAUGAGCCGCUGAAAGAAAGGUCAGAGCAUCGGUUGGCUCCUUUUGUCAUGUGACCGGCUUUAUCACAAAGCACCACAGCGCCCUCUGCUGCCGUCGUGCUCACGUGCAGCCUCCAGCGUCCAGUGUCUCCCCAUCCUUCAUGCCCCGCGCGCUUCCCGCCACCUUCCCUGGAAGUCUGUUGGUUAGUGCAAGGCGGGGGUCCGUGUGUUCCCCCGUUAGCACCGUGCAGACUAACGCUGGUUCAGACAUGUUGUAUUUCUGUAUAAAUGUAUAUUGACUGUAACCCUGUGAAUGAUGUAACAAGUUCAUUAUUUGUAAUAUUGUCAUUGGUUUAUUUUCUAAAAAUAGAAGCUCAACUUGAUUCUCCUCAAUAAAAAAACAAGAUCUGUUAUAAAAAACAGAGUU